AUGAGCGCCUCCUCUCCGUUCCGUGCUGCAGCUUUGGCCGCCCUGGCCGUCGUCUCUGCCGACAACUACGUCUCGGUCUGCCGUGACGCGACUUACAGCGUCGCGACCUCCAACGGCGUCAUUUGCUCCGGUGCGGGUGACGCCCCCGCCGGCACGAUCUGCCCCAAAGCUGGGGACAUGGCUGCUGGCGACUGCCACCCGUACUUGCCCUCGUACGACGGCUCUCAGUGCACGGCCAAGGAGGACGCCGUGUGCGCCAUCGUGACCGGCAGCACGUGGGGCUGCGUCUUCCCGUCCGUGGGCUGCCACGACAGUGCCAUGACGCCGGGGGCUCAGCCGCCGAUGCCGGACGCCAACAUGUCCAUGAACCCUCAGAUGCCGGACGCGAACACGAUGCCGGGGACUCCUGAGACUGCGUCUGGGAUGAUGCCCUCGGUCACGUACGACCCAACUGCUGGUGGAAGCCAGGGCAUGCCGUCUGGCAUGACUCCUGUAGUCCCGGAGGGUGGUGUGUCGUCCGACAAGCCAAUGCCUUCUGGUGAAGGUGGAGAGGCUGGUGGCCCUCCGACGCCAAUGACGGUCCCACAAGCGACCCCCACGGGGACGAUUCCGGAGACCACGACGGUGAACCCGGAGACCACGGGGAUGAACUCGGAGACUACGGAGUCGAAGCCAGAGACCACGAUGUCGAACCCGGAGACCACGGAGAUGAAGCCGAUGGAGAUGACGACGACGCCGCCAUCUGUUCCCAUGGGGACGCCAGCUGAUCCCAUGACGACUUCGGAGACUACCCCUACGACGUCAGCUGGUGCGCCUGAGGUGGAAGAGAAGACGACGGCCAUGGAUCCGAUGCUGACGGCUACUCCUCAGUAG
Messenger RNA from Peronospora matthiolae, 873 nucleotides. The record is from the annotation of a GenBank genome assembly. NCBI's taxonomy places the organism in Eukaryota, Oomycota, Peronosporomycetes, Peronosporales, Peronosporaceae.